CCAGCCUGCGCGUUCACGUUCACGGGUGCGUGAGAGUGAGUGUGUUGUUGUUGUUGUUAUUGUUCGGCUGUACCUUCUAUUAUUAUUCAAUCGGAAAGUUGUACCGCAGCACCGGACCGCCGCAACGAACCAUUCGCACAAAUUUCACGCACAAGUGUAUUUUUCAAACCUGCCGCAACAGACACCAACGCUGGAAGUCAUCGCCACUCAGGGUGUCAGUGGCUUUGGUUGCAUCUGUGCGUACAGAAGUGAGAGUUUUCGGUUGUUUUCUCUGGCUGGUGUGGUGUUCGCGAAGUUUGUGGCAGGGGUUCCUUGAAGAGUUGGCAGUUUGAUUGCUUUUGUACUCAAGUUACACAAGGACCAUUAAAGAAAAUCCUUUGACGUGAAUAACUCAAAUUUGGAAGUGUACAAAAAUGCAGAUAUCCAGGAGUUCUGGUUCGGCGUGCAGAUGUUCCUUGGUACUACUUGUGCUCAGUUGCUUCCUGCAGGUGUCCUUGUUGGUGGUGUUUAGCGAUGCUACCUCGAUGUAUUAUAAGAAAGUACAGGGAGAAAAGUACGAACCAGACUGGGUAGCCGUAUCUUCCACCGUGAUACCAUUGGUGGAGCGUGUAGUAAGCGUGGGUGCCCACACGAAACCGCAGUCCCAUCGAAAGGAUGGCACGGAAACGUCGGAAGGUUUACUACGGGCGGACGAGAGCUACAAGCGCGCUUACGUGAAGCACAUCAGCAAGUUCACGAAAAUUGGCACGGCUGGAGCCGAAAUUCAACCCGGAAUGCUGAUCACCGGUAAAACUGCGUCAUCAGCUGCGAAAGAUUAGCUUUAGGCGAAGGUUUAAAAGCAAAAAUCCUCAAGCAAAAUUGCAUGAAAGAUUUCACUAAUCUUUAAACUCACUAACGUAGCUAACAUGCUGACAUUGAUGGGUUGUUUUGUCGUUAACUUAUCUUAAGUGUCGUUUUUAUUAAAUUUAUUCUAACUGUUAUACUCUCGAAUGUGUAAUAAAUUUUUUAUUGCUAUUUUC
Messenger RNA from Anopheles stephensi (Asian malaria mosquito), 1019 nucleotides. RefSeq lists its product as uncharacterized. NCBI's taxonomy places the organism in Eukaryota, Metazoa, Arthropoda, Insecta, Diptera, Culicidae. The record is from RefSeq and is a predicted model, not a curated record. The transcript is spliced from 3 exons. The coding region runs from base 414 to 818 and encodes 134 amino acids.